Messenger RNA from Filobasidium floriforme, 2003 nucleotides. RefSeq lists its product as uncharacterized. NCBI's taxonomy places the organism in Eukaryota, Fungi, Basidiomycota, Tremellomycetes, Filobasidiales, Filobasidiaceae. The transcript is spliced from 12 exons. The record is from RefSeq and is a predicted model, not a curated record. Bases 1 to 1539 code for a protein of 512 amino acids.
AUGUCAACCGCAACCCCAGCGAACAUGCUCAUCACGAGCCUCUUCGCCAUCUCUCUGCCCCUUUAUACCGCUUACCAUUCCUACAAAUUCGAUGGGAUGAGGUGUCUAGUCCCUUCCCGGAAAAACGGGGUUCGGACGGGGAUGGUCUGGUUGAUCAUGCUCUGUGAUUUCUGUUUCCUCGUCUGGGGAGUCACAUUCGCCUGGUUAAAGUUACCGGAACCAUGGGGAUUCGUCCCGACCCCUAUCACGCUCUGGCCGAAGAGCGAGGAUUCGUUCGUAAAGGCUUGCAACGUCUGUAUCGUUGUGGCUUUCGUGCUUUAUGACGCGGUCAACUUGGAAGAGACUCUCUACUGGAUCUUCCUCCUCCGAUCGAUGAAGAAAUCCCGUUCGACGCGUACUCAACGACUCGCCCGAUGGCUCAAUUCCCGAGUCUUCUGGAUCUGGUUGGCGUUAUCGAUCGUCUCCGCUACAGCGCACAUCACGAUCCCCUUUGCCCCGGGUUCGAACAACAAUGAGGCAGCGAGGAGGAUCUUCUUGUUCGAGGGGGCGAGCGCGACCAUGAACGUCGUCUUGAGUAUCAUUUUGGGGUAUUAUCUACCUGGUUUCAUCAAGCAGGUGGCGGAUCAUGGAGGAAGUUCCGACGUUCUGUCCAAAUUGACAUUUUUCCAGGAGAUGAACAAGCUCCGCCUGGUCUUGCGUUUCUUCUUUGCGGCGGGACUCAUCACCAUCGGAGUAGACGUCUCCACAAAAGAGUUCCGUGUAACCAGGAAUCGCUUUGCCAAUGACUUUGUCUUUAUCACCUUGGUCAUGACCUUUUGGCUGAGCAACGUCAUCUCACUCAUGCUCUACCUCCCCGUCAGCUGGCACAAGGCCGACGGGGCAACGAACGGCAUGAUGAUCCGGCGCAGAGCGACCGGUGCCGAUCUCGGACCUCAUGCCCGUCGACGGUCUUUCCAAGUCGGGUCCGGUGGGGGUGGAAAGGAGGAUCACAAAGCCCACGAUGAUCUCGACGGGGACGCUUCCCAGUUGAUGACCCAGCACAGUAUGGAGCACCGUACGCUCGUCACCCUCUUAAGAGAGCGAGGUACCAUCCUGGACCACGAACGUGUACCGGAAGACGCCUUAUUCUACGACAACCCCGUCAGGGACGACCGGGGGGCGUCUUCGACUACCGCUACAACCCCCAAAGAGACAAGGGUUGGGAGGUACGAUCAUAACGACGACGAGGAAACGGGAUACGGGUUCGGUUCUCCAUCCUCGGCGUACCCCACGGAGACGUCGACGGUACCUUAUGGAUUCAGCUCCCCAGCCCCCCCUAGCACGUCUGCGAAACGCCAGAGUAGCUAUUCCGAAAAGAUCUUUGGCUCGAAACUACCUUCCGCCAUCUCGAGGUUCGCUGGUCCAUUCGCUGGAGUCCCGGUAGAACCAACCACACCUCAAGAGGUCGUUAUCCAGGUAUCCAAAGAGGUGGAGGUCACUCAUGAUCGUCACCACGAACCCGCUCGAGGUCCCGGUUCGUACCCUCCAGGCAGGAUCUGAGAGGGAUCCACAAGGAUUUAUUCCGACGUAUCAGGUAGUUAGAGGAUUCUUGUAGAGGUUGUCAUAGUAGAAUUGCCAUGGAUGAUCAAGUCAAGGUUCAGGUCGAUCACUUGCUAGUUUCUCUUCACCCGCAACCCGUCAUCGUCUCCCCGGUUCCUGCCCUCAGUAGCAUGCCUGUCCAUCGUAGCUACAGUGGGAGCACAUUCAGCUCUGCACGUCACCUUGGUAUGCGGUCCUCCCGUUUCUGCCCUGUCGAGAGAGAGUUGGACAUCCGGAACAGGUUCCUUCCUUUGUAGACGGCCCAAGUUGCCAUUAUUAUUCAGCAUUGUAUUCGCUCUUGACUUGAUCUGAUCCUGUAUGUCGGUCGAGGUAGGUCUAAUUCCAAGAUGCAGACGGUGGUAUGUAAAGUUCGAUUCGAGACGGAUAGGUUGCGGGCGAGGAAAUGGCAAGUGCUGAGAAGUAGA